This is a messenger RNA of Rhopilema esculentum, 2966 nucleotides long. RefSeq lists its product as uncharacterized. Gene Ontology annotation, cellular component: membrane. Lineage: Eukaryota; Metazoa; Cnidaria; Scyphozoa; Rhizostomeae; Rhizostomatidae. The record is from RefSeq and is a predicted model, not a curated record.
AUAUUCCCCGAUUCCCCUGUUCCCCUAUUCCCCGAAUCCCCGAAUCCCUGGUUCCCUAUUCCCUGUUUUAGUAAUAGCCAGCUUUUAUCACUCGUCGAAGUACACCAACGAAACGAAUAAUAAUGGCGUACACGAGCACUGGAUAUUUUCCCCGACCGCCGCCUUACAAUCAACUGCUUGGAGAGACUGGCGUGUUUGUCGUCAACCAGCAGCCUCAGUCAAAAGAGAAAUUUCAGUUUCCAAUCAGGUUUCCACCUAGACCUGUUUUGGUGGUGUCGAUCGCGCAGUGUAUCGUCGGGUCUCUUCAUUUCAUAUUUGGCCUUGUCAGCAUUUUUGUGGUCCCCUACUUCACCUCAUAUGUUGCAUUCCCAGUAUGGUGCGGUCUUGUGAUUCUUGCAAAUGGAGUCAUUGGUUGCUGUCUUUGGAAGGUGAAAUCAAAAUGCUUGAUUGGUGCAUUUUGUGGCCUAAGUAUCACAUCCUUGAUACUGACAGCCAUUAUGCUGACAUUCUACUCGAUUGGCUUGCGUUACUUCGUCAAAUCACAUUUCUUAAAGUACAACUGCUACUUUAGCCAAAGUUUUCUUGCAAAUUGUUUUUACUCCAGAACACUUUCAAAGUCCACUGUGGUGGCAUCGAUUGGUUUGUUAAGCGUCAUGGUGGCAUUGCUCGUAAUUGAGCUUGGGUGCUCUAUUGCUGCUGUGUUUUACUCGUGCAAGGCCUACUCAAAAUGCUGUACAACCUGCCACGGUGAUGACUGCUGUGCCUGUGUAGGCUGCUGUGAGUGUGAUACCAGUCCAUUGAUUCCUAACCAACCGUUAGGACAACAAGAUGGACAAGAUUUGCAGCUGCAAAACCAAUUCGGAUAUGGCCAAUACCCUCAGACACAGUUACAGUCUCUGUUACAGCAACUUAAUGCCAUCAGAGCUACACAAUUAGCAAACACUUCCAGUACAUUACUCAAUGCGUUAAUUAACAUGCCUGGAGCGUCUUAUUUGGUUGACACAGCCAGAUCGGGCCAAAAUGAUUCGCAAGUUCAGACAAUGAGUUCGACAAUCCAUCCUAGAGAUGGAAUGCAGCCUAGUGGAAGCAGCCAGCAUACAGCUGAGGAAGGGCAGGCAGUGAAUCCAAGUGCUUAGUAUUCAUAUUUAGUAGUCAUGCUUAGUAUGUAAAUAUCACUAGCACCGUCAUUGCAGAGGUUUCAAAACACUAGUUCCGGAUUAAAUAUAGGCAUAUUCAUCAAUAUUUCAUUUAGCCUUAUUUUAUUCACAAAAUCAUCUAUUUGGUAAUAAGGCAGAAACCUCUGCAAUGACAUCAAGAUUAAACAAUUUACUUCAGUCACGUAUCUAGGCUGUAUUCUCGACGAAGACCUGUCUGGCGAAUCAAUAGCUACCACAAUCCUAGGUAAAAUCAAUGGCAUGCUCAGUUUUCUUACAGAAAGCAACAUUUUCUCGACUUGCAGAUUGCUAGCAAACGCACUAAUUCAGCCCAAUUUUGACUAUGCAAGUAGUGCUUUGUUUCCAUUCUUAAACAAAAGAUUAACAAAAGAAUUCAGACAGCUCAAAAUAAAUGUAUCAGGUUUUGUUUGAAUCUGAAUAACAGAGCACAUAUAGGAAUAAAAUAAUUCAAAAGUAUAAAUUGGCUCCCGACGAAACCGAGAUUUGAACAAUGAACGACUGUAAAGGUCUUCAAAUUUUUUGAUAAUGCAGCCCAACCCUACAUAUAAGAGAUGUCCUACCAGUUGGCCAGACCCGAAUAACUCGAGGAUCUAAAAACAAACUGAAUCAACUUUUCUGAAAGAAAAGCAUAGGGUGAAAUUGCCUCCCAUCAGAACUAAAAUCUGCAAAGAUGAUGAACAGUUUCAAACAUAAGAUCAAAGAUAAAUUCUUUGAAAAUCUGCAAAAUGAAGAGGAUAGCCCCUACAUAUUUUAUUGAAAACCCAAAAUCAGCCAACGAAAAGGUUCUAGUUAAAAAAUUUCAGAAUAAAUUUUUUCCCAGUUUUUUUAUACAAAAUCCAUUUUUCAUGAACACAUUUUUUUGAUAACACCUCUGGAGGGACCAUUAUGGACACACACAGACACACACACACACGCACACUCACACGCACACUCACACUCACACUCACAAUCACACUCACACAUUGACAUUAUUUAAUUAUUUAUCUUAUUUAUUACCUAAGGCCGUUCCCUUUUACACUGCAUCGUAUCUCUUCUGUUUGAGUUAUUCCUGCAUGUUGUUUUAUGAACUCUCAGUUGGCUUAUGUAUUUAGAAGAAGCAAAUCGUCAGUAUGUGCGAGCGUAAAGCGUCUUCUGAAAACCCUUAGUUAGCGGUAACGAAAUAUACUUGCUGUAAGCUUGUUAAUUUUUUGCGCACAUUCUUAUGAUUAAGAUUUUUAGCUUCUCCUUGUAACAUUGGACUGUUAAUCAUUGUUUUGUUUAUUUUAUUCGUUUUUAUGUCUUUUAUGUUUUUAUGUUAUCGAACAAUUAUCGAUAGAUCUAUUCAAUAACAACAUUGGAAAGUCUGUACCGACAAGUUCACCUUUGAUAUAUACGGCAGCAGGAUUAUUCCAAUAAUUAAGUCCCCAGGAUAGGUAAUAAAGUAACUACAAUCUUGGAAACAAGUUUUAUCUAUAGAUUUUGCUCACAAAUGAACCUUUGCUAAAACAAUCACACACUAGAGCAUUUUGCUGUGCCAAAUGUUACGGCUGACAAUUUGCUGGAGCAAAAUUUCCCGUGUGCAGCGGCCAUUUCGUAAUCAUUCAUGACAAUAGGUUCGAAUAUCAAACUUGUUUGAUAAUUUUGUUCCCUCGUGGCACGUUUCAGGCGUUUAAUGUGUAUUUGUUGCUUUUUUAAGUCGCUGAAUAUUUGUUUCCUACAAAAUAAACUAAAAAACGAGAUUGAAACACAAUAUUUCUAAAAUAAAUACAGAGAUGUGAAAAAAGUCCUCUUCUCCCAACACGACCCCCUAAA